UUCUUGAUGACAUGAAAACACAAUACGAUCAAGCUAAUCAACAGCAUCAACAAUACACUAACGAUGCAAAUAACUUUCAAUCGGCCCUUUCAAAUCUUCAAGCUACUGCUAAUGCUAAAUAUGAAGAAAUCCAUAAACUUUGUAAAGAAUUAAGUAAAAUUUGUUCUCGAUUUAACUUUGUUGAUGAACUUCAUGCAAAUAUUGAGAGUAUGAGACAAGAUGCGAGAUUGAUACAAAAUGUUAAUAUACGAAAAAAUGCUGAAUCUGAGAUUGCAAGACUUGAAAAAUUAGCUAAUGACUUAUCUUCCAAUCGGGUUCGUCAUGACACUUCAAUUUCCGAUUUCGCCAUAUACAAUUCCAAUACACAUGAUGAUUAUGAUGAUAUAAUGUCAACAAAUCAAAGUCCUAAUAUUCAAUAUAUUGGAAAAUCAAAAUUUGGAAAAAAAUUAAAGAAUAUUUUCAAGAAGAAAUAA
This is a messenger RNA of Racocetra fulgida, 473 nucleotides long. Lineage: Eukaryota; Fungi; Glomeromycota; Glomeromycetes; Diversisporales; Gigasporaceae. The record is from the annotation of a GenBank genome assembly.